This is a messenger RNA of Onthophagus taurus, 920 nucleotides long. RefSeq lists its product as uncharacterized. NCBI's taxonomy places the organism in Eukaryota, Metazoa, Arthropoda, Insecta, Coleoptera, Scarabaeidae. The record is from RefSeq and is a predicted model, not a curated record.
CAAGACUUCUUUAUCUACACUUUAUAAUAUACCACAACAUCAAUGUGCUCUCGACAGCGAAAUUCAUAAUAAGUUUCUAAAUAUGUGGAGAAUUAUAUUUCUGUUAGGAUUUCUCUUAAUUAUAAAAUGCGAAAACGUGUAUGAACAAGAUAUUUACUGGCGUGAUUACAAGAAAAUUAUACCAGAGGAUGCGGUUCCAGUUGGAUAUGGUUUAUAUGUUGGUCAACGUCUGGUUAACGGCGUUUUAAUUCCGGGAACACUAAAUCCUAAAGCUGGAAAAUUUACCACUGAGCAUAAUGGAAAGAUGGAAGCAAUCGAUGAUGUAAAAAUAAUGUGCUCGCAAGAACCGUUUAGAUUUCAAUGGGAAUACGUAAACUUUUAUGAGAACGACCUUCCAGAAAAUUUAAUACUUCGAUUAGUUGAGGCCGGUCCUCAAAAUAAUACUACUAACUUACCGUGGUAUAUCGGAAGAGCAUUUCAUCAAAACGAGAUGAGGAUUGGAAAGGUUGAUAUAUUUAAUGUGAAAAGUUUAUUAAUUUGGAACAACGACGGCACGUUUCAUAGAGUUUACAAAUUCGAAAUUUUAACCGAUAUCAAUAAAAUUGUAAAUAAUAAUAUUCAUGCGGACACAUCAUCGGAUAUACAGGUUAUAAAAAAUGAGUUGUCGAAUAAGAAAAAUUCUUUUAUUUUAUCAAUUGCGGCUGAACUUGAUCUUUUAUCGGAAGAGGACAAAGAUUUAGUAAAAACUUCAAUUUGGCGGUUGAUUAAUGAAGUUAAACGUGCAGAACAUCUAAUGAUCAAUAGCAAUCCAAUUUGAAUCGGUAGUCAAAUAAAGCAAAAUUCAGUUUUAUAUUCAAUCUUAUCUGUUAUUCAUUUAUCGUUUCUUAAUUUAUUGCAAUAAAUGUUUUAAGUUUUAUUCA